Molecule: messenger RNA, 1479 nt
Organism: Priceomyces carsonii
Lineage: Eukaryota; Fungi; Ascomycota; Pichiomycetes; Serinales; Debaryomycetaceae
Exons: 1
Coding region: 1-1479 (492 amino acids)
Source: RefSeq, a predicted model, not a curated record
AUGGUGAGGCUCUUCAAUCAUUCCAAGACAGGGACGAUAUUACAUUCUAAAGAUGAGCAUCAAAAUAAUGAUAAAACUAAACAAGACAAAAAUGCAAAUGAAAAGAAUACGAACGAAAGCGAAGAUCAUUUGAGUAAGCAUGUAACUACAGGAGAUAAAUCAUCGGAUAAAGAGAACCAAAUUGAAGGUGGAAAGAAUGAUCAAAGUAAAGAAGAAAGAAAUGCGGCUUUGAAGAGCUCUACGGCCAUUGCUAAGCCUAGGAUAAAACAUAGUGAAUAUCCGCCAGAUUCUGAAACGCUGAUCAAUACGAGACUCAAUGCACUUUUAUAUCACACAAAAGACGAGACUGUUGAUUUAUAUAAGCAGGAAAAUAAUGCUUCUGAUCUCUUGGGCCGAUUGUAUUAUGAUGACUAUGACUCUGAUUCUUCGUCACCUACCAUAGGAUCAGAUUCAUCUACGCCAAUGCUGCCUUCUAGUGCUAGCGAUCGCAUGGGUCCAUCUUCGGGGUACUUUCAAUCCAAGUUGGCCAUUGCUUCUGCUUCAUCCCCAAGCAUAAGUUCAUUGAUUGCAGCGCGCUCACCUUCUUCUCAAUCACUUCAGCGUCCAGAAAUGAAUCGCAUAAAAUCUUUCGAGCGAGGGAUUUCUUUUCAAACCGAAACCGAUAAUCAUGGUCGAUCAUUAACUUUGAAAGUCAAGCAUCCCAAUUUCAAGUUUCGUAGGAAUAAUAAGACUUUUCUUGCUGGUUUCAAUGACAACCAAGAAUCUUUGAGAGCUAUUGAAUGGCUUUUUGAAGAGAUGGUUAUAAAUGGCGAUACUAUAAUUAUACUUCAGGUGCUAGACGAAAAGAGCCAUGAUACCAUAGAUAAUGUUGAAGCUGGUAAAAUUCUUAGUAGGAUAGAGCUAUUAAACAAACACUUCAGAAAAGUCGCAAUAGUUUUCGAAACCGUCAUAGGAAAACCUCAAAAAUUAUUGAAAAGAGCAAUUGAUGAGUUUAAACCUGCAAUGAUGAUCAUUGGAACCCAUCAUCACGAUGACCCAAGCUAUCUUUCCCAUAGGUUCCUUGCAAAGUCUUCCAUGUCAAAAUACUUUUUGGAAUGUGCUUUGGUGCCUGUAAUUGUUGUUAAAACGACAUAUAAAUAUAACGAAACUCUUUCAAAAGAAAUUGAUUCGCCUUCCUAUUUCCAUGAUUGGUUAGCAAAUAUCAAUAUCUCCUCAACCUUUUCAAAAGAAAAAAGCAGACGAUCAAAAUUGAGGUCUUUGAGUCCAUCACCAUCCAGGACUUCGUCUCUGAAAGACAUACGGGCAAUGUCAAAUAAAGGAAACACAGAAGAUUUACUGCAGGAAAGAGGUAGAAGGAGUCAUAAGGAAGAAAAUGAUCGUUUUCGGUUUCUGCUUAGUCCUUCAAGCUCACGAUCAAGAUCUACAUCGAGUUCGCGUCCAGUCUCAAACGGUCUAGCCAAAUUUUUCAGCAGUCAUUGA